Molecule: messenger RNA, 1680 nt
Organism: Cladophialophora psammophila CBS 110553
Lineage: Eukaryota; Fungi; Ascomycota; Eurotiomycetes; Chaetothyriales; Herpotrichiellaceae
Exons: 1
Coding region: 1-1680 (559 amino acids)
Biological process (GO): maturation of SSU-rRNA from tricistronic rRNA transcript (SSU-rRNA, 5.8S rRNA, LSU-rRNA)
Cellular component (GO): nucleolus; small-subunit processome; 90S preribosome
Molecular function (GO): protein binding
Source: RefSeq, a predicted model, not a curated record
AUGGAGAGUCUUGUCGAGAAUGGCGACGGCCAACUCACCAUCCACAACCUUCCACCUCCCACCAAGCGGAAACCUACGAGCACCGAGACCUUGACCGCCGAAGACAAGGAAAAUCAGAAGCGAGUGGCCGACGCACGCAGAAAAUAUGGCCGAGGCCGUCCUGUCCGGAUCAACGAGGUCAAGGACAAGAAGCUACGUGCAAACCUGAAAAGAAUCGAGAGCAAAUAUCGAACCGCAGUCUUGAACGCCAAAGAUGCCGAAAUUUUGUACGAGAACGAGGAGGGGUUUCUACAACCAGAGAGCGAACUGGAGAAGACAUACAAGGUCCGGCAAGAUGAAAUACUGGAGGCAGUUGGUAUUCAACAGGCGAACAAGUCAAUUGAAUUCAGGCUCGACUUGGGCCCAUAUAUUUCCGACUACACGAGGAACGGGCGCAGUUUGCUCCUCGCAGGAAGAAAAGGUCAUAUUGCCACUUGCGAAUGGCGCGCAGGCAAGCCAGGAUGCGAGUUACACUUGAACGAGACAGUAAGAGAUGCAAAAUGGUUGCACAACGAUCAACAUUUCGCAGUGGCGCAGAAAAAACACACUUACAUUUACGACCACGCUGGAGUCGAGAUCCACUGCCUCAGAAAAUACGUUGAGACUACGCAUCUCGAAUUCUUGCCAUAUCAUUUCCUCCUUGCCGGCAUCGAGAAUAGCGGGUUCCUUCGAUACACCGACACUUCGACCGGCCAGAUGGUGGCUGAGCACCCAACCCGAAAAGGACCGCCGACUGCGCUCGCUCAAAAUCCAUACAAUGCCAUCCUCCACGUUGGCCAUCAGAACGGAUCGGUCUCACUAUGGUCGCCUAAUUCCACGACGCCAUUGGUCAAAAUCCAAUCAAACGCCGGGCCUGUGCGGUCAAUAGCAAUCGACCGCUCAGGCAAUUACAUGCUGUGUGGCGGACAAGAUCUGCGCCUGAAGCUCUGGGACAUCCGCGCCUGGAAGGAGAUUCACUCUUACACAACACGACAGCCAGCUUCUUCGAUCGACAUAUCGGACCGCGGCCUUGCGGCUGUAGCGAGUGGUACAGGCGUGACGAUAUGGAAAGACCUCCUCACCACCUCUUCAUCAAGCGGACCUCCAAAAGUCCAAUCACCCUACCUGAACUGGGGCAAUGAUGGCCGCCGCGUCGAGCGUGCUCGGUUCUGUCCAUUUGACGACAUUCUCGGUAUCUCGCACUCGGAUGGGUUCAGCAGCAUCAUUGUCCCCGGCGCGGGCGAACCCAAUUACGACGCCCUCGAAGUCAAUCCAUAUGAAACGCGCAAACAGCGACAAGAAGCCGAAGUCAAAUCUCUGCUCACGAAACUCCAGCCCGAGACCAUCGCGCUGGACCCCAAUUUCAUUGGCAUGCUGGAUACACGCAGCGCGGAGCAACGCAGGCGCGAAAAGGACCUAGACACGCCCGCGGAGGAUCCACUGGCGAAAUUAAAGGCCAGAGAGAAGAACCGGGGCAGAGGGAAGAACAGUGCGCUGAGGAGGUAUCUGCGGAAGAAGGGCGGCAAGAAUAUCAUUGAUGAGAAGAGGCUGAGGCUGGAGGAAAUGAAGAAGGAGAGGGCCGAGAGGGAGAAGGAGAGGUUGAAGCAGGAUAAACUCGAGCUGGGUCCGGCUUUGGCGAGGUUCGCCAGGAAAGGGGUUUAG